AUGGGUGAAGGUGAAGCCCCAGUGUUGCACGCGGAAGCUGAAGCGUUUGCAACCCAGCGGGACUAUCGCUUUGUCAAGUUCUCACCCGCAACUGGGCGCGGCAUUUGCAAUACGGUCAGCUCGCUAGUUGAGCUGGCGCACGGUGCUCGUGAUAAGUAUUCUAUAGAUCAGGAGGGUUAUACCCAGAGUACCGCCUUCCAGAUUGGGUACUACUUAGAAUUCGACCAUAUUUCUGCCAUUUUGGCCGAGUGGUCUAAGGCGAUUGAGUAUGUUAAAUCCCACCGCCAAAUUAAGCAGCAGUUGCUAACCUUACACAGCUCGAAAUCAAUUCUCUUCGGAGGCACAAAGAUCUCUGUUCUACAGAACACACUCCAGUCCAUUGGUCUCACUGGCACCAUUCAAAAGUUGUGGGGCUAUACCGCAUCUGAUAACCCGAUCAACUGCUAG
Messenger RNA from Penicillium roqueforti, 447 nucleotides. RefSeq lists its product as uncharacterized. Lineage: Eukaryota; Fungi; Ascomycota; Eurotiomycetes; Eurotiales; Aspergillaceae. The coding region runs from base 1 to 447 and encodes 148 amino acids. The transcript is spliced from 5 exons. The record is from RefSeq and is a predicted model, not a curated record.